CGUCGUAAAAAUAGUCCCUCCACCGCACUUUGCAGUAGGCUAGAAACAGUUUACGGCAGAAGGAACAUGGCGGAAGAUGAAAAAAUAUCGAACGCCCUGGAGCUUAGCAAGAGAUGGAAGGAGGCAGCAGACAGUGGCACAGCCAUCCUCUGCCAUUUGAUGGAGCAGGUGCCACAAGUCUACUGCUUGGAAGCAGAGCCACGGCCACAGGAAGAGGAACUACUGGCGCAGGAGCGACUGCUAUUGCCAUUGGAGUGUUUCCUGUUUGGGGAAGAGCCUCAUGUUGGCUUGGAGAAAAUACAGCAGAAAGGAGGGGCAGCUUCACAGCUGUGUGGCAGAGUCUUCAAGGAGGGAGAGACUGUCUACUCUUGCAGAGACUGUGCCAUAGAUCCCACUUGUGUGCUGUGUAUGGACUGUUUUCAGAACAGUGUACACAAAGGGCAUCGCUACAAGAUGCACGCCUCAUCAGGUGGUGGCUUCUGUGACUGUGGUGACCUUGAAGCCUGGAAGACUGGCCCCUGCUGUUCCAAACAUGACUCUGGGGCUUCUAUUCCCAUGGAAACGGUAGAGUGUGUGCUAGAGACAGAUCUACAACAGCGUGUUAAGCUGCUGUUCCAGGUCCUACUGCAUUACUGUACGGAUCUACUGGUAUGGGAAGAGAGCCAUGAGCUUUCCACAGAACUCCAGCCGAGGGUGAAGCAAAACAUGUUCUUCUGUGUGCUGUAUAAUGAUGAGCACCACUCCUACGAUCAUGUGAUCUACACGCUCCAGCGCUCCAUCAACUGUGACCACAAUGAGGCACAAGCACACACAGCUCUAAUUGAUAAGGAGGGGCGCAGAGCAGUGAAGAGGGGAACUCUAAGGACUUGCCAACAAGCCAAAGAUCUUAUUAGGUCAAACUCCGAGCACAUCUCGCUGCAGCCUCUCCGUGUGGAGAUCCUGCAUACAGCAGUUAUGGCCCACCAGAGUUUUGCCUUGAGACUUGGGGUCUGGUUCCAGCAGGUCAUUGGAUACUCUGUUGGUCUCAGGCAGGUGUUCUGUCAAGUUGCUCUACAGCCUUCAUCUGAUGGUGACAAGCCCAGUCCAAUCUGCCGGCUCAUGCUGCAUGAUUCUCGUCUCUACAAAGGUGCCCGAAAAAUCAUCCAUGAACUGAUCUUCAGUAGUCUCCUGAUGGAAACUGAAUACAAAAGGGAGUUUGCAAUAGAAUUCACAAAGUUGUAUCAGCAGCUUCAGAAAGACUUCAUAAGUGAUGAUCAUGAGAGAAAUAUAUCUAUCACAGCACUUUCUGUCCAGAUCUUCACAGUACCAACACUGGCCAGGCAGUUGAUAGAAGAUGGCAACGUGAUAACUGUGAUCAUAAACACAGUGAUGGAAAUGCUAAGGGAACAUCUGGACUCCAACCAACGAUUCCAUUUUCAAGGCUACAACUCUGACAAGUUCUUCCGAGUCCAGGUCAUCUUCCACGACCUAAGGUACAUCCUGAUCAGCAAGCCCUCUGUGUGGACAGACGAGCUGAGGACCCAUUUUCAUAAUGGUUUCAAAGUCUUUCUAGACCUCCUUAACUGCAUGCAGGGAAUGGAAGAGGUAAAGAGGCAGUUUGGGCAGCACAUUGAAGUAGAGCCAGAGUGGGAGGCUGGUUUCUCCAUUCAGAUUCAGUUGCACCACAUUUUGUCCAUGUUCCAGGAGUGGUGUAGUUCUGAUGAGAUGGUACUUCUCAUGGCAUUUAAAGAAUGCCACAGGGCCCUUAUGGGCUGCACCAAUCAGCCUUUCCACAGUGAACCAGUAGAUACAUACAUGUGUAAGCAUGUACUCAAUCACCGGCCCUAUAAGGUAUCUCAAGAGCCUGUCAGCAUCCACCUGCCCAUCUCUAGACUGUUAGCAGGUCUUUAUGUACAUUUGUGCAGGACUGGAGCCAUCAAACUUCUUCCUCAGUAUAUGGACGAAAGUUUAGACCUCACAUUCUUGGCUGAGCAUCCAUUGCGUUGUGUAGCGCUGGCAGCUCAGGUGUCAGCAGAGAUGUGGCGCAGAAAUGGGCUAUCUCUUGUCAGCCAGGUUUACUAUUAUCAAGAUGUGAAGUGCAGAGAAGAGAUGUAUGAUAAAGACAUAAUCAUUCUUCAGAUUGCUGCCUCCAAAAUGGACCCUAACCACUUUCUCAUGUUGAUUCUGUUGCGAUUUGAGCUCUUUGAUGUUUUUAAUGGGAACUCAAGCAAAGACCAGGAAAUCCUGAGACAAUGGAACAAACUGACAGAGGAGAUGCUGUAUCUUCUCAUUGUUAUCACUGGGGAGCGGUAUGUUCCAGGCAUCAGUAACGUGACAAGAGAGGAUGUUACAAUGAGGGAGGUGAUUCAUCUGCUGUGUAUCCAGCCUAUGGCGCAUAGCAGCCUCAUCAAGAACCUUCCAGAAAAUGAAAGCCAUGAGACUGGCCUGGAGACGGUUAUCCCAAAAGUUGCCACUUUCAAGAAACCGGGGGUAUCAGGGCAUGGACUGUAUGAGGUGAAAAAGGAAUGUCUACACGAGUUCAACCCCUUCUUCUAUCAUUACACCAAGUCUCAAUUCAGCAAGGCUGAAGACACACAGAAGAAGAGAAGAGUUCAGGAAGGAAAUGAUAAAGCGUUGAGACCCCCUGUACCUCCUGCAUUCACUGAAGCCUUUUCCACUGUGGUGUGUCUCCUAAGCUGUGAUGUGUUUAUCCAUGUGCUCAGACACAUCCUCCAGAGAGUUGUCGAGGACCAUGCCCCUCUCUGGACUGAAGCCAUGAUUCAAAGGGCCCUUCACCUCAUAGGUCAGGCGCUUGUGGAGGAGAAUUCCCAGUUGGAGGCUGCCAGUGUGGAGGAUGUGACCUUUAACUUCAGCCUGAAGGCUUGCAGAAUAGGAUCUGAGCAUGGCAAGUCCUUGUUUAAUUUCCUGACCAAAAUGAAAACACUACCAUCUUUGGAGGCACAGAAGGACAUGAUUGCAUGGACGUUGCAGAUGUUUGAAAUGGUUAAGUGCCUUCGUGAAAAUUCCAGCCCUGCACCCUCACAGAGUGUGGAGCAGUCAAGACUAGAGGAGAAUGUACAUGAUGAGGAGAAGACCGAGCGUAAGCGGAAGGCAGAGGCUGCUAAAAGACACCGGCAGAAGGUCAUGGCUCAGAUGUCUGCAAUGCAGAAGAACUUCAUAGAGUCGCACAAGAUGUUGUACGACAACAUGCCAGACAGUGGGAGUCAGGGGGACCCCACUACUGAACUCGCCUCUGCCGGUGAGAGUCCCAUGGAGCUGAGUGAGAGUCGUGUGGCUGUGGGCCCACAGCAAGGAAUGGGAAUAGCAGAGAGAGAGUCUCUGACCUGCAUUUUAUGCCAAGAGGAGCAGGAGGUUAUGGCUGGUGGUACCUCUAUGGUGCUGACUGCUUGUGUUCAGAGGUCUACUGUUCUUACCCAGAGCCAUGCUCACAGCUUGUACAUACCAGAUGGCUACUAUCCCCUGCUCAUGCCCCCUGGUUUAGUGGUUGGGACACACACAGGCAGCUGUGGACAUGUCAUGCAUGCAACCUGCUGGCAAAAGUACUUUGAAGCAGUUCAGAACACCACACGGAAUCGCCUACAUGCCGAGAUGAUUAUUGACCUGGAGAAUGGGGAAUAUCUUUGUCCCCUCUGCAAGUCGCUAUGCAACACGGUGAUCCCACUCAUUCCACUGGAGCCUGUCUCCCUCAACUACGAGAGUGCUGAGAUAGUUGGCCAGCUCCUUACUCUUCAGCGCUGGAUUCAAAUAAUCAUAGCUCGUAUCAAAGGACUCCAUGUUGCAGCACAGGAAGCUGAGGAAAGCAGUGAGAGUGCCACUGUGACUGAAUUGGGCACAUUUGGAGAGGAACAAGCUGAGUUUCGCUCCAUUCUCAGCUUUGGUGUGCAAGAGCCUCGCAAGUUCUCAGACAGCAUAUUGCAAAUGGUGCAGGUAUGUGCCACAACUGUUCAUCGGGUAGGCCUGCAGGUACCACCCAAUGAGCAGUGUCCACACGUACCUGUUAUGUCAUGGAACAGUUGUGCCUACACCAUCCAGGCAACAGAAAACAUGUUGGUGGAGGAGGGAAAGGCCCUAUUUGGCUCUUUACAGACCAGACAACUGGCAGGUUUGAAGGCUCUGGUUCAGUUUUCUGCAGCCCAGAGGCUAAGGAGUUCUCAGGCUGUUAUCCAGAAGCAUUUCACCAACAUGUUAACAGUCCUGCUGCCUGUUGCUAAUGUAGAGGAGUCACCGUCUAUUCUAGAAGUGGAUUUUUUCCACCUCUUGGUGGGUCUGGUUCUAUCAAUCCCUUCUUUGUAUCAGGAAGAGACCGUUGAUCUGCAACCUUCAUCCAUAAGCACUGCCUAUAACCACUUACAUCUGCUGCACUUGGUCACCAUGGCCCAUGUCCUGCAAAUUAUGUUGUCAUCACAAGACCCUUCUUUUGGGAUGGAGGGAGAUCAGGAAGAGGAGGCUGAAUCAGCAGCUGCUGUGUACUCAACUGUGGCCAAGUACACUGUAGGUUUAAGAACUGACAUUUCAGGCUGUUCUGUGGCGAACUCUGUGAGGAAAGGGGUCCUUCCCUUUCUACGUUGUGCUGCACUGUUCUUCAACUGUCUGACAGGAGUCCCCCCCCCUGAGGAACUUUUGGAUAAAGCAGCUUCUUCAGAGGUCCAAGCAGAGGCACUGUGCUGUUACCUUGCUCUGCCCUCUAACUUGUUCCAACUGUUUCAUAACCACUCGGACAUGCUUGACCCCCUGAUACAGAGAUGGUGUGUGAACCCAGCUAUUUUCAAAGCAUUAAAUGGUCAAUUGCCAACCAUCAGGUAUCCAAGGAAACGCAAUCGACUAAUCAAUCUUCCAGAGGAUUACAGUGUGCUGCUCAACCAGGCCAGCCACUUCAAGUGCCCUGUGUCAUCAGAUGAUGACCGAAAGCAUCCUACCCUGUGUCUCUUCUGUGGCGAUAUGCUGUGCUCUCAGAGCACCUGCUGUCAGAAGCAGCUGGAUGGGGAAUAUGUGGGUGCCUGCACCGCUCAUGCUGCAAUUUGUGGGGCUGGAGUGGGAUUAUUUCUUAGAGUGAGAGAAUGUGAGAUUGUUCUUAUGGCCAGUAAAACACGUGGAAGCACAUAUCCAGCCCCAUAUCUUGAUGAUUAUGGAGAGACAGAUCCCCAGCUUGGCCGUGGAAAUCCUCUACACUUGUGCCCUGAACGCUACAGGAAGCUACAUUAUCUAUGGUUGCAACACUGUAUCCCAGAAGAGAUUGCUCGGAGUCUGGAGGUGCUAAAUGUGAUGUUCGCCUUUGAGUGGCACACACUAUAAGAAUCAGCCAAAGGGUGACGGAAGGGCUCAAUGCUCUAUCUUGUGAAUACGAUGUAAACCUUUGAGAAAAGGGAGUGCAUAAACAAUUACAUUUUUAAGUGAAAAAGGAUGUUUGACUAUGUAUAAUAUUGUCUAAACCCACACUUAAUACUUAUCCAAAAUGACGAAAUAUAUUGUAGUUUUGUCUAGUUUCUGUGUUAAUUUAACAAUAAAAUUAUAGCAAUAUACAGUCAUUGUA
Molecule: messenger RNA, 5530 nt
Organism: Sardina pilchardus (European sardine)
Lineage: Eukaryota; Metazoa; Chordata; Actinopteri; Clupeiformes; Clupeidae
Gene: ubr1
Product: ubiquitin protein ligase E3 component n-recognin 1
Exons: 47
Coding region: 67-5292 (1741 amino acids)
Biological process (GO): ubiquitin-dependent protein catabolic process via the N-end rule pathway
Molecular function (GO): zinc ion binding; ubiquitin protein ligase activity
Source: RefSeq, a predicted model, not a curated record